AUUUUGUUUAUGUUUAUCGAGCAGAUGGGGAAUAAUUGUCGGACAUGGUGCACCAUGGGGGAGUUGUUACUCGUUUCAUCCUACGAUUAAGACGAUAACUGGCGAGUUUGUUUGCCAAGAUGUUUUAUAUCGCGUUUAAUCUGCCUUUCGCGCUUAUGUGCCCUUUGCCCCUCCACGGACUAUACUGCGCCAUUGAAACCCUGAAUGUUUGCUCCGUCGUGUUUCCUGCGCGCACCCGUGGAUAGAUACUUGACAUCAAACGCGCACAUCUUUCGUGUUUAUGUCGCCGUGAGCCGGAUACAAAAGUUGCGUUAUGCUGGGCGAAAGUUGCAGCGCGCGCGACCGCUAACUGGCAUUAGCAACUGGUUCGCACGCGAGGGAACCGGUUUAACCAAACUCUGAACUAAACCAAUCGCUCUGUAUCUCUUCUGACAGUGUUUAUGCGAUAUCCUCUGACUGAAACGACACCGGGAGAGUGACAUUCGCCGGUAUACAAACCGCUUGACAGUUUGUAUCUUCUCCCACAUUCGUGCUGUCAUUUGCCCCACUUUGGGCAUUUACAGACGCGUCAGCUCGAUUUUCGACACGGAGCAGGAACCUAUGCGGUUUAUAUGUUGUGCUGCGUUCCGUAUGGGCAGGACUGAAGGGUAGCUUGUGACCCAUACUUGCUUGAGUUUGUGUCUGAGGGGCGUUUACCGUGAAGCAGAAGCGGUUUGACGGGCAGAUCGCGUGGUGUCGGGAGUUUGACAAGCGGCUUAUGUAACGCUGGUGAUUCUGCGCUCGAGCGUACAGCGAAAUAACGAUUAUUCCUGCGGCGCAAAGUUUAUUCACCGACAUGUUUUGCGCGCGUCAACUACGCGCCGCGUCGAUUUCUGCGUGAGUUGUUUGUUUGUCGAGGCUCGCUGGUGUUCAACAUUGUGUCGAAGCUGCAACAUCUUACAACGUUUAUCGGCCAUGCUGGAAGUUCACCGAGCAAGUGUCGCGGAUGUGUUGUGAAUGCCAGAAAAGCUUUCGGCUUGUAUAGAAAUGCACUUUUCGACGUAAAGCUAAGGUUCAAGAUAUGGAUCGUGGACUGAAACGCAGCAGUAGUGAAGCUGAGGGUUUGACUUUUGGGGAGCGCAUUGAGAGAGGCCUAGUGCCUGAUGUUUCCUCUUUAAACUCUGCAGGCGAUUUCUCGAACGGACGAAACGCUGGUGAUGUUCAAAGGAAUCUAUCCAUGGCUGAGCCAUCCUCGAUAGGACACAACACACAGGAACCAGAUCUUAAAAUAUUCAAACCCUUCAGACUGCACGGCCAGCAAAAGGUAAAGGAGCCGCGUAGUCUGAGCAUUGGGGAGAACUUUUCUCUCUUGGACGAGAGCAUCACAGACUUAAACCGCAGUUCUGGCAUGCAGGACCCGGACAGUUUCACUUUGAAAAUGGAGGAGUUCUCCCCUAUGGACAAAGAUCGGCUGGACUUUCCUGGACCCUACGGCCACCAGGAUAAAGAUACAGAUAUUAGUGAGAGACUUAUCGGAGACAACGCGCUGGACAUCCUGAGGGAUCUUGACAUACCCAGUUCUCUUUCAGACCUGAAUGAGUUUUACGUUGCCGACGAGACUGCCUUCCUCUCAUCCCUGGCAGUGGAUGAAGCCCUGCUUGUAGAAAGCAACUUGCUGAAGGAAACCAGCCCCGUUGUCACUGGCAACAGCACAACCUGCACAAAUGUGAACGGCGCGGGGAGACAGCAGCAGAUGGCGGAGGCCAAUGUCAACAUGCCGGUCAUAAAAAUGGAGAAAGACACAGAUUUUAUCCAGCUGUGUACACCGGGUGUCAUCAAACAGGAGAAUGAAAGGCAGAGCUACUGUCAGAUGUCAGAGAUGGGAGGGUCUCACGGUGGGCCCGCCGCGGCGGGAGAUAUGGGCGGACAGGGGUUCCACUACGGAACCGGUAAUGUGGUGGGUUUACCCGAUCAGAAACCUAUGUUCGGCUUGUUUCCGCCCCUGCAUACCAUCAAUGACGGCUGGAAUCGGGGAAAUGGUUAUGGAGAUGGGGUGCAGAGAGCCAAUGAGAACGUACUUCUGUCCAACUACCCCUACAUCAGUUCUUUGGGAAGGUCUGAGGUCAGCAGUUCCAGCAUGUCCGGAUCAGUCAAGCCCAGCUCAAACAGCCAUAAGAUCUGCCUGGUGUGCUCGGACGAAGCCUCGGGAUGCCAUUAUGGGGUGCUCACCUGUGGCAGCUGCAAGGUUUUCUUCAAGAGAGCUGUGGAGGGCUGGAGAGCGCGACAAAACACAGAUGGACAACACAACUAUCUGUGCGCCGGGAGAAACGACUGCAUCAUCGACAAGAUCAGGAGGAAAAACUGCCCGGCCUGUCGCUUCCGCAAGUGUCUGCAGGCUGGCAUGAAUCUGGAAGCUCGCAAAAACAAGAAGCUGAUGCGGAUGAGGGGUCAGUCGCCAUCGAGCGAGCCGGCUUCACCUCUGCCCGACGAUCGCAUGUGCUCUCUGGUGCCCAAGGCCAUGCCCCAGCUGGUGCCCACCAUGUUGUCCCUGCUCAAAGCCAUUGAGCCCGAGAUCAUUUACGCCGGCUACGACAGCACCCUCCCGGACACCUCUACCCGUCUCAUGACGACCCUCAACCGUCUGGGCGGACGUCAAGUUGUCUCUGCGGUCAAGUGGGCCAAAGCCCUUCCAGGCUUCAGAAAUCUGCACCUGGAUGACCAGAUGACGCUGUUGCAGUGCUCGUGGCUCUUCCUCAUGUCCUUCGGUCUGGGCUGGAGAUCUUACCAGCAGUGUGAUGGAGGAAUGCUGUGUUUUGCUCCAGAUCUCGUCAUCAACGAAGAGCGGAUGAAACUGCCCUACAUGAAUGAUCAGUGUAGCCAGAUGCUGAAGAUCUCCAAUGAGUUGGUCAGACUGCAGGUGUCCUAUGAUGAGUAUCUCUGCAUGAAGGUGCUUCUGCUCCUCAGCACAGUACCAAAAGACGGGCUCAAGAGCCAGGCCGUGUUCGAUGAGAUCCGCAUGUCAUACAUCAAGGAGCUUGGCAAAGCCAUUGUGAAACGAGAGGAGAACUCCAGCCAGAACUGGCAGAGGUUUUACCAGCUCACUAAGCUCUUGGACUCCAUGCAGGAGAUGGUGGAAGGCCUCCUCAGCUUCUGUUUCUACACGUUUGUGAAUAAGUCCCUGAGCGUGGAGUUUCCCGAGAUGUUGGCUGAGAUCAUCAGCCACCAGCUACCAAAAUUUAAAGACGGGAGCGUCAAGCCACUUCUGUUUCACCAGAAAUGACUGCCUUAGUUUGUAACGAUGCCUUAAUGAUGCCACCCUUCCCUUACCAGCAUUGGUCCCACACGCCCCCUUUACCCUCCCGAACCGCCCCGAAUGAAGCGGGGCAACACUUGGAAUCCAGAAGAAACAGGUGAAAAUCAUCUACAACGGAGCAGCGGAGUAAACUUUUUAGACGCUUUUCGAAAUCUUCAAGCCUUCACGUACACCCAAAGCAGGCGAAAGACCUUGCCAUUUUCUCUUUUUUUUGCAUGUACACUGCUGAUAUGUUUACAUGGGUAUAUCAAAAAAGGGAAAACGUGCCUUUUUUGCGCUUGGCGAACCGACUGGCAGUCGUUUCUCAGGCUAAGCCUUUGCAUUCAUGCUUUUUGUGUUGUCACGCAUGUUUCUGCUAGCAUCCGAAGCGGCUGCGAUGGUUGUCUGGAAUUGGCAGCUUAAAGGUCCCCUGAGGUGCUAAAGUUUAACUCAAGAGGCGCUUGUGGAAACAACCAAUUAGCCCGUGAAACACAAGGCCCUUUUGUGCUUAUUUUGAAGUCUCAUCGAACAUAUUUCUAUGAAACGCCAUAAAACGCCACACGGUCUUUAAUAUGUUCCACAACACGGCAAGCUCCGUUGAAAUUGGAAAUCGAAAUAUUGAAUUAUUCAUGGGUUUGUUUGUGGAUUUUUAGCAGGUUCACUUGGAAUUAUUGACCAUCCAUCGCCUCUUAUAUGCGUUCAGAAGUAAUUCAGAGAGCUGAUGGUUGAUUUUAAGGGUCAGAAUUAUCGUCCAUUCAUUGCGAUCAGGUGUAGAUGAGAAUACUCCCAGCAUUCAUGAUGUUUAGCAUUUAACAAACUCCCCACCCCCUAACCCCCGUUUUUGUGCAUGCUUGAUGGGUUGGUUGUAUUUACCUUCUGCCAUAUAUCAAAUUCUUCUUACUUCAUUUUCACUGCAAAUUGUUUCUUCAUUGUCGGAAUACUCUCGAUAAAAUCUGACAACCCAUCAGAGACCGAGUAAGCGUGUAACCCACUCUCUUUCAUGUGUCCCGGCAGUGCCAAGCAACAGAUGCUUUCUUUUGUGCUAACUUCAAGAACAAAAGGAAGAUUUGUUUUUCCUACGCCCGGCCAUGUUCGCUGCGUUUCAUUCCCGGCUUGAAGCUAAAGGUCACGAAAAAUGAAAAAUCAUUGUAGGAUCAUAAAAGGAUCAUUUAAAAAAAAAAUUAAAGCAUGUGACACGAGUAAAUAAUGACAGAAUUGUGCAUUUUGCCUGAUAUAUAACUACAGGCUUCUUAUUCAUAUUAUUUUGGCAACAUGCUGCACUCUAAAACAUUUAACAAAGUAGGGCCGCAUAACGAUUAGUCAUGACUAAUCGUUUGCAAAAUAAAAGUUUUUCUUUACAUAGUAUGUGUGAAUGUAGUGUGUAUAAUAAUAAUGUAUCUAUAAAUACACACACACACACGCAUGUAUAUAUUUAAGAAAUAUUUACAUUUAUAUAUAAUUUAUAUUGUAUGUAAAUCUAAAUAUUUAAUAUAUAAAUUUAUUUUUUCUUACAAUUAUACAUGCAAGUCUUUUUAUAUUUACAUAAUUACUGUAAACAAACUCUAUUAUUUUUCAUACAAUUGGUCCCGACUAAUCAUUGUGCAUCCCUAUAACAAAGCUUCAUUUUUUGCUUGAACGUUCAGCUUAACUCUCAUUGUUUAGUUAUUGGGAGGGGUCAAGCCGUCCAGUGUUGGCAUUGGAAAUCUUCAGUGUCAAAUAACAUCACCCUGACCCGCUGCGGCCAUGUACAGUAUUAAAACUUGUGAUGGUGGUCAUAGGAUUCAAGGUUAAAUCCCACUAUCACCGUUGCUUUUCAUCAGCUGUAUGCGUUCCUCACAGUUCUGUGAUAGAGUCUGACGUCAGGAAUGAUCUGCGCUUUUGCUUACGUUCAUAACCAGUGUUACGAGUCGCUGUUUAACAUUCAUUUCCACACGCUUUAUUUAACCCUCCUGAAAUUGAAAUGUACACAGCACAUGUCCCGUACCCUUCCCUCGAAUUCCUCCAAUAUGUUCGCAUAUUUUACGAGACUCGCUGGAUUUGUGAGAUGUUUCUAAAUUUCUAAUCGUUUCACAGUAGGCCUUCUAAAGGGAGUGCGUGAGCCAUACAAGUAGAUUGUUUAAAUUCAGGAGAACACUGAAUUGUGAAAGUCAUUGAACAUUUUGAAAUACAAGAUAUAUAGUCAAAACAAAUCCUCUUUGAUAUAAAAAUCAUUUUACAAUAGAGUAAUUUUAAUACCUAAAAAAACAAGUUCUAUAUCUUUUUUUGUCAAGAGAUGUAUUGCAGAUGCACUUUUGAAGUUUUCAUGUAUGUAAAUGUAAAUUCUUUAAAUCAAUGGAAAUAUACGAGUGAUCACUGUUUUAAAGAUUGACAGCUUAACGUUAACGCGGAAGGGGGGGACUGGAGUAUAUUUUGUAUAGUGCAACAGAGUGACCAAAGCAACGCAGAUUUUAAAAAGAAAAAAAGUAUUUAAAGCCGUUACUUUUUAAAGUAGCACUUACUACCCAACUUUAGUACUUUAGUUUAUCCUUUUCUAUUUCUUUUAUAAAGAUUUAGGCUUUGGUCUCAUGUAUAAUGUUGUAAAAUUUACUAGUCAUUACAAAAAUAUAUAUAAUAAAAAAUUAUAAAAAAAAGACAGCUGUGUGUUAAUGUAUCAGAGCCUGAAGAUUUGCACUACCCUUAUACUGGCCUGACAUAAUCUAUUCUAUUUUGUACAAAAUUCCAUGCAAAUACUAUCUUUUAAGAUUAAGGGCAAAUCAUAUUUCACUGGUAUAUGGCUUUCAUUAAAGUCUUUUUGUUUGUUUGUUUGUUUGUUUGUUUGUUUGCAUUUCAUUUAUAUGUAAAAGUAAUCCAAUGUAAAGGAUAUCUGUUUAAAAAUAGUUUUGUAUGACUUCUGUAUUACACCUCUCCUGUAGUCAAUGUCGAUCUUUACACCUAUUUGAUUAAAUGUUGGACAAAAGUUG
Messenger RNA from Triplophysa dalaica, 6231 nucleotides. RefSeq names its product glucocorticoid receptor-like. Gene Ontology annotation, cellular component: nucleus. The transcript is spliced from 10 exons. NCBI's taxonomy places the organism in Eukaryota, Metazoa, Chordata, Actinopteri, Cypriniformes, Nemacheilidae. The record is from RefSeq and is a predicted model, not a curated record. The coding region runs from base 1061 to 3259 and encodes 732 amino acids. Gene Ontology annotation, biological process: nuclear receptor-mediated glucocorticoid signaling pathway; regulation of DNA-templated transcription. Gene Ontology annotation, molecular function: nuclear glucocorticoid receptor activity; DNA-binding transcription factor activity; steroid binding.